AACCAGCUCAUCUCUCGACCGAAGACGCUCUCUUUCCUGUCUCUUCCCUUCUCUUCUCUCUUUCUCUCUACCCAAAUCUACGUUCAUUACACAGAGAACCGUUCAAACUUCUUCAAUAUCUUCGAAUCUUCUCAUCUACCAAGUGUCUUUGUGUGUGAAAAAGCAGCAUUGCGGAUAUGUUCACUGAAGGGCUGGACGAGAGUGCCAUCAACUGGAUCAAGAAGGGAUCAGAUGUGGAACAGUGUCAAACUAGAUCACCUUUGACUGAGAAGCUAGACACGAAGUACCCUCUUCCUAGAUCACCGUUAGCGUAUAGUUCUAGUAAUUUCACGUCUUCCCAUGUUCUGCCUCCUUUGAAAUUUCACUCUGGUCUGCUGAAACCCAUCAACACUGUCGCUCUAAGUGUUGACAGCAAUGAGGAUGAAUCAGAUUAUUACAAUGAUGAUGAGAGUGAGAGCGUCGGUUCGGCCCCGGACGAAGUAUCUCGGAACCACUCUGAUGAUGACAUGGUUGAUAGGCCGGUGAUCAGGGGUUUUGAAGAAGAUAUGUUAUAUGUCAAUUCGAGCAAAAAUCUGAAUGACAGAAAACAUGUGUCUACAAUAAAUAGAGGGCCGUUGAAAGAAGAUCUCCGUGUUGAAGUUCCAGGGAGUGUAAGAAGGUUCACUGAUGGGGAAUGGGGUUCAAGAGGAUGCGGUCCAAGCAGUGGAGUUUCCCUUGGAAGUUGCAGGAUGUACGAGAAAAACCAACCUCAUAGUGCUUAUGGUACUCCAAUUGGUAAAUUAGGUGAAACUUUGGACCUAGGGACCCCCAGUGCACCACCCUUUAUGGAUAUCGGCAAUGUUCAGGACUCUGAGGUGGGAAGCGAGAAAACCACUGAUGUUCAGUACAAAGAAUCAGAUCAAGGUUUAUCUGGUGAUAAAGUUUUUUCAGAGCAAAGUCAAAGAUCUUUGAGAACUGAAACAGAAGACGGUGGAAGGGAUGAUGAAGAAACACUACGGGAAAGAGAGCAUCCUGUUCCUGUCCAGCAUGCAAAUUCACUUAAUCACAUGCCAUAUUACCAUGCCAGCGGUCAAAAUGCAUGGCAAGCACUCGUUGCUUAUGAUGCCUGCAUUCGGUUAUGUCUGAACUCGUGGGCAAGAGGAUGUGCAGAGGCCCCAGAGUUUCUGCGUGAUGAGUGCCUGCUCCUUCGUAAUGCUUUUGGACUACACAAACUAUUGCUUCAACCUCGUGGUGUACAACAAGCGGACAGAGAAAAUAAGGUGACGGAACAAGCAAUGGCCUCAAAUGUGAAAAGAACGGUUGGGAAGAUCCGUGUGGAAGUGAAAAAGCUCCGGAUAAUACCUAGAAGAAAGCUGAAGAAUACAAACUCAAUGAGAGGUGCUAUUUACUUGCAAGCUGGGGCUGAGUAUGUCCGACAUGUUUCAUCUAUAGUGAAGCACAGGAUCAAUUCUCUCAAACUCAGUUCAUUGUCAUUCCCAUGUGAAGAAUCACUGUUGUGCAUGAUUCAUCUGAAAAGUUCGGCAGAAGAUAACGAAGUGGGACCAAGUUCGGCUAUCUCACUGCGGCCUGGAACUGGAGAAUAUCAUGACUUUUUUCCUGAGAGCCAAGGAGAUGCCCUUUUACUUGAAGUCCAGGAUGCAAUGAAAAAUGUUCAAGGUUGUGCCACAAUUCCAGUUUCUUCCCUGACGGACAACCAUAAUGAUAGAGUUCGGUGGUGGCCAAUUUAUCACAAUGAUAAUGAAUGUGUCGGGAAGAUCUUACUCUCCAUUGGAAGCACAUUUACAAGUGAUGAGACAAUGCUUAUGAAGAGUGGAUCUAUAGUCGAGACCGUAGCAUAUGAUCUGUUGCUGGAGGCUGCCAUGCGGGCACAACAGUUCGAUGCACGAAAUUUACGUAUAGAGGGGCCUUGGAAGUGGAUCCUCACAGAAUUUGCUGAAUACUAUGGAGUUUCUGAGUCCUAUACGAAGCUCAGAUACCUCUCUUACGUCAUGAAUGUUGCCACCCCUACAAAAGAUUGCUUAGAGCUUUUGCACGAGUUGCUUGUUCCAGUCCUGAAGGCCAGAAGCGAGAGAAAUUUGACAAGACAGGAGAAAAGUAUUUUGAUGGAUUGUGAGACGCAAGUAGAGAGGCUUCUGGCAGAGGUGUUUCAGAAUUACAAGUCACUGGACGAAAAGUCUCCAACAGGGUUAGCAGAUAUGUCGGCUCCAAUAUCAGAAACUGCAGCACCAGCACUAGCUCCUGCCGUGCAACUAUAUACGCUUCUACAUGACAUACUUGCUCAAGAUGCUCAGGCUACGCUAAGAAACUAUCUACAGAUGGCAGCAACAAAAAGAUGUCGAAAACACAUGCUGGAGACUGACGAGUUUGUGUCAAGCAACUCUGAGGGCUUCAUUAUGGAUUCAGAUACAAUCUCCAAGGCCUAUCUGAAGAUGAAGAAUCUCUGCAUCAACAUAAGCAAUGAAAUUCACAUUGACAUCAAGAUCCACAAUCAGCAUAUAUUUCCCAGUUCAAUAGACCUGUCAACUAUCACCUCAGCAGUUUAUAGCACAGAAUUGAACAAGAGGCUUGGAGGUUUUCUUGCUGCAUGGCCUCCAUCAAGUCCCAUGCCACAUGUGAAUGAACUUCUCGUAGCCAUGGCUGACUUUGAGAGGAGUCUUGAGUUGUGGAAUAUCAGCCCUGUCCAAGGUGGAGUUAACUCCAGAGACUUGUACCACGGUUACAUUAUGGUCUGGAUACAAGAUUUGCAACUUACUUUACUUGAUCUUUGCAAAGCAGAAAAGGUACCUUGGUCUGGAGUGUUUACCAAAUACUCAACCUCUCCCUUUGCUGAGGAAAUGUUUGAAAAGAUGGCAAGAAUGCUCAGCGAAUAUGAAGUUGUGAUCAAUAGAUGGCCUCAAUACACGUUGAUUUUGGAGAAUGCUGCUGCAAACAUAGAAAGAGCGAUAAUUAAAGCAUUGGAAAGGCAAUACCAUGACAUUUUGACCCCUCUUAGAGAUAGCAUACCGAAAAGACUUGGUAUGCAGGUACAAAAAUUGGCAAGGAGGCAAUCAACCACGUAUUAUUCCAUUCCUAGCCAGCUGGGGAUAUUUCUGAACACUAUGAAGAGAAUUCUGGACGUCCUUCAUUGUAGGAUUGAGGAUAAACUGAAAUCAUGGGCAUCCUAUUUGCCCAUAAAUGGAGACAAUAAGUCCACUUUUGGGGAGCAGAUGAAUGCUACAACUGUCCUCCUUCGGACAAAGUAUAAGAAUUACAUUCAAGCAAUAGUGGUCAAGCUUGCCAGCAAUAUGCAAGCUAACAGGAGCACCCGUCUCCAAAGGAUCUUGGAAGAUACAAAAGAAGCAGACGGGGAAGCUCAGAUUCGCGAGAGGAUGCAACUUCUGAGCACACAACUCUCUGAAUGCAUCUCUAACUUGCAUGAGACUUUUACAAGCCAAAUAUUUGUUGCAACCUGUCGAGCUUUCUGGGACAAAAUGGGACAAAUUGUAUUGAAGUUUCUGGAGGGCAGAAAGGAGAACAGAGUUUGGUACACCGGAUCCUACCAUGCCCUCGGGAUUCUGGACGACGUAUAUGCGUCUCAGAUGCAGAGGCUGCUAGGAAAUGCUUUGCAAGAAAAAGACUUGGAGCCCCCGAGAUCAAUUACUGAAGCUCGAUCUAUUUUGUCAAGAGACACUACAAACAGAAUGGACUCAUCCUCAUACAUAUAUUUCUAAACAACAUUUCUUGGAAAUGUUACUUUCAAUUCAAAAAGAGCUGUCAUCAAUAACACAAUGCAUAGAAAUUUUUUGGUAUAUAUAAUUCUUUUGUAUGUAGAACGACAAUUGUUUAAUAAAAAUUCUUUUACAUAUACUGUAGUUUCUUGUGUAACAGUAACUUAGCAUCAUCAAAAUGACAUUUACCUUCCUUGUUUUUGCUCCAGCGAAAGAUAAACUUUUCAUUCUUCUUUCUGAUUAUGACUUAAUGCCAAGUGUACGUACAAAAGAGAAUAUGUUAAUGUCUGAAACAAUUGGACCAACAGAAGAACAAUCAAUCAUGGUCUGUCUUCCCUGCGCAGCUUCUGGGUUAAUGGCAUACAAUCUCCUCCUAUGAUCACGGCUUGCCAUCCAUGAUGAACAACAAUGGCCUUCAUGCAUAUGCAGUGGACUGACCAGUUUCAAAAUGCAGGCAGAUCAACACCACCACCAGCACCUCCAGCAUCACCACGACCUCCGUCAUCACACCACCCCUCGCCACCAUCACCCCCGCCAUCACCACGACCGUAGUUGCGACAAGCAAGGUUGAGCAUGCAAAUGAUUAACAU
This is a messenger RNA of Sesamum indicum (sesame), 4297 nucleotides long. RefSeq names its product portal protein. Lineage: Eukaryota; Viridiplantae; Streptophyta; Magnoliopsida; Lamiales; Pedaliaceae. The record is from RefSeq and is a predicted model, not a curated record.